Cyanistes caeruleus (blue tit) is the source of this 1008-nucleotide messenger RNA. It is a transcript of the gene CLDN3, whose product is annotated as claudin 3. Gene Ontology annotation, molecular function: structural molecule activity. Lineage: Eukaryota; Metazoa; Chordata; Aves; Passeriformes; Paridae. Gene Ontology annotation, cellular component: bicellular tight junction; membrane. The record is from RefSeq and is a predicted model, not a curated record.
UUCGGUGAUGCAAAGGCGCCCAACAGUCACCAAAGCGCAGUUAAAUGUGAGCACUGACAACAUUACAGAAAUCAACACACCCUGACCCGCCAGCACCUCCACGGGGGAAAGGUGAACCCUUGGUAUCUCCAGGUCCACAGGAGAGGUUUGGUGGGAACGAGCACGGUGGUAGCGCUUCCUGAUAUCCAUCGGCCGAAACCAGAGGAUGGCUGUGGCAGGUGGCGUUUCUCCUCCUCCCGCCCUUCUCUGGUUACCCGGCGCCAUCUCCGCAAACAAAGGGGAGGGUGUGGGACGCAGGUGAUGGUGACGGAGGAGCGGAGAGGAGCGUCCAGCAGCCAGCACUGAAACCCCACCCCGGGGCCAGCCCGUAUAAAUAACACUGCGCACAGGUGAAAGCCGAUCCCCCGGCUGCGAGCGGUGCUGCUGGCGACGGUCUCGGUCCCGUGGCUUCUUCUCUGCCAUCGGCUGGAGCGCGUCACUGAACCAUCCACCAUGUCCAUGGGGCUGGAGAUUGGCGGCGUGGCCUUGUCUGUGCUGGGUUGGUUGUGCAGCAUCAUCUGCUGCGCGCUGCCCAUGUGGAAGGUGUCGGCCUUCAUCGGCAACAACAUCGUGACGGCGCAGAUCCUGUGGGAAGGGCUGUGGAUGAGCUGCGUGGUGCAGAGCACGGGGCAGAUGCAGUGCAAGGUCUACGACUCCAUGUUGGCGCUGCCACAGGACCUGCAAGCCGCCCGCGCCCUGCUGGUGGUGGCCAUCAUCUUGGCCGUCCUGGGCUUAAUGGUGGCCAUCGUGGGAGCCCAGUGCACCCGCUGCGUGGAGGACGAGAGCACCAAAGCCAAGAUCACCAUCGUCUCCGGCGUCAUCUUCCUCCUCUCUGGUGUAAUGACCCUCAUCCCUGUCUGCUGGUCGGCCAACACCAUCAUCCGGGAUUUCUACAACCCGCUGGUGAUCGAAGCGCAGAAGCGAGAGCUGGGCACCUCGCUCUACGUGGGACUGGACGCAGCGCUCUAA